Molecule: messenger RNA, 1353 nt
Organism: Prunus armeniaca (apricot)
Lineage: Eukaryota; Viridiplantae; Streptophyta; Magnoliopsida; Rosales; Rosaceae
Source: the annotation of a GenBank genome assembly
AUGGCAGCCCUGUUUGCGAAACCUGUUAGGCUCUCGCUUACUAAUUUUGUUAUUUUCUUAAAUUUGUUAUGCUUAACCGCCACAGCUUCCACCAUCGAAAGACCAAGGAGUUUUGCAACAAAACUCAUUCAUCGCGAUUCGGCUUUGUCUCCUUACUACAACCCUAAUGCAACCAUCAAAGACCAUGCUAUGCAUACGUUGAAAACCUCCAUGGCACGCUUAGCAUACUUGGGAGCAAAGUCUAAUGUUUUUGUGACAGACGAUACUCGUGCCGGGCUUGUUGCUGAGGACAAUGGAGCACAAUUCAUGGCAAGUUUCUCAAUCGGUGAGCCACUAGUUCCACAGCUCUUGACCAUAGACACAGGCAGCAACUUAUUGUGGGUUCAAUGCCUUCCUUGCACCAAGUGUUUUGAACAAACCUCUCCAAUUUUUGACCCUUCCAAGUCCUCAACAUACACCACAUUACAAUGCAACUCUCCCUAUUGCACCAUUUCCCCUAGUGACAAAUGUGACCCCUCAAACAAUUGCAAGUUCUCUCACAAGUACCUUGAUGGCACUGAUGUAGCCGGACUUCUUGGGACUGAAAAGGUCACCUUGGACACGUCCGACGAAGGCAUUAGCCCUGUCGCGAAUGUGGUUUUUGGUUGUGCCCAUGACAAUGAUGGUUACAAUGGCCAACCUAGUGGAAUACUUGGUCUUGGACCUUCAAACAUAUCUUUGGCAACCCAAUUGGGGUCAAAAUUUUCUUAUUGCAUUGGUAACAUGAAGGAUCCUAAGUACCCUCAUAACCAACUAAUCUUAGGCGAUGGUGCAAAGAUAGAAGGCCUUUCAACUCCACUUGAAGUCUACAAUGACCUCUACUAUUUGACCUUAGAGGGCAUCAGCCUCUCCGAAAGGAGGCUCGAAAUUGAUCCAGAAAUUUUCAAAAGAACACCAUCAGGCACUGGUGGAACAGUCAUUGAUUCUGGGACAACAUUAAGCUUCCUAGCCAAAGGUGCAUAUGAUGUGCUUAGAGCUGAAGUGCAAAAGUUGAUGGAUGGGAAGUUGGAAAAAGUAGAAGAGCCUGAUAUUCCUUCAGCUUUAUGCUACAAGGGGAUUAUAAGCCAGGACCUUGUUGGGUUUCCAGAUGUUGUCUUGAACUUUGCAGAUGGGGCUGAGUUGGGUUUGGACAUUGAGAGCCUUUUCCAAGAGUAUGGCCAGAAUGAGCUUUGUAUGGCUUUGCAAGAGUCUCCUGUUGGCAAUGACUUGAAUGUUGUUGGAAUUAUGGCUCAGCAAUUUUAUAAUGUUGCCUAUGAUCUUGCUGCAAACAAGGUUUAUUUUCAGAGGAUUGAUUGUGAACUUCUUGAUGACUGA